Notothenia coriiceps (black rockcod) is the source of this 5066-nucleotide messenger RNA. Its product is annotated as ankyrin repeat and BTB/POZ domain-containing protein BTBD11-A-like. Gene Ontology annotation, molecular function: protein binding. The transcript is spliced from 13 exons. NCBI's taxonomy places the organism in Eukaryota, Metazoa, Chordata, Actinopteri, Perciformes, Nototheniidae. Bases 1 to 1593 code for a protein of 530 amino acids. The record is from RefSeq and is a predicted model, not a curated record.
AUGCUCAACUCCAGCAACCGAGGGAUGACCCCCCUCAUGUACGCCUGUGUCCGUGGUGACGAGGCCAUGGUUCAGAUGCUGCUGGACGCCGGCGCCGACAUCAACAGUGAGGUGCCAAGCACAGUAAACAAGCACCCCUCAGUUUAUCCUGAAACGCGCCAGGGGACGCCUCUCACUUUCGCCGUGUUACACGGACACGUGCCUGUUGUGCAGUUGCUGCUGGAUAACAGAGCGAAUGUGGAGGGCGCCCUGCAGGAUGGGGCGGAGAACUACACGGAGACCCCGCUUCAGCUGGCCUCUGCUGCAGGUAACUUUGAGCUGGUGAGUCUGCUUUUGGAGAGAGGGGCCGACCCGAUGAUCGGGACCAUGUGUCGAAACGGCAUCUCCUCCCUCCCGCUGGGCGACAUGAACUCAUUCAGCCUGGCAGCAGCACAUGGCCACAGGAAUGUAUUUCGAAAGCUCCUGUCCCAGUCGGAGCAGGAAAAGGGCGACGUGCUGUCCCUGGAGGAGAUCCUGGCCGAGAGUUCGGAGCCCGGGGAGAAGAGAUUGCCGCCGCAGGCCAACGGAGGAGGGACGCUGCGAACAGGAAAGGCCAGACUGAGGGCCCUGAGAGAGGCCAUGUACCAUAGCGCAGAGCACGGCCAUGUGGACAUCACCAUAGACAUCCGCAGCUUAGGUGUUCCCUGGACGCUGCACACCUGGCUGGAGUCCCUGCGUACCUGCUUCAUGCAGCACCGCCGGCCGCUGAUCCAGGGCCUGCUCAAAGACUUCAGCUGCAUCCAGGAGGACGAGUACACCGAGGAGCUGAUCACACUCGGCCUGCCGCUCAUGUUCCAGAUCCUCCGGACCAGCAAGAACGAGGUGAUAAGCCAGCAUCUGUCAGUCAUCUUCACCCAGUGCUACGGACCCUUCCCCAUCCCAAAGCUGACAGAGCUCAAGAGGAAGCAAACCUCGCGCUUGGACCCCCACUUCCUCAACAACAAGGACAUGUCUGAUGUAACUUUCCUGGUGGAGGGGAAACCAUUUUAUGCACAUAAAGUGUUGCUGUUUACAGCUUCAGCCAGGUUCAAGUCGCUGCUCCAGAACCGACCAGCAGCAGAGAACACCUGCAUCGAGAUCAGCCACGUCAAGUACAAUAUUUUCCAUCUGGUCAUGCAGUAUCUGUACUGUGGAGGCACUGAGUCUUUGCACAUACGCAACACUGAAGUGAUGGAGCUCCUCUCUGCAGCCAAAUUCUUCCAACUCGAGGCCCUUCAGAGACACUGUGAGAUCAUCUGCUCCAAGAACAUCACCACGGAAACCUGUGUGGACCUCUACAAGCACGCCAAGAAUAGUAAAACCCCCUCAUCUCUUACACCACAGUUCCUCGGUGCCACGGAGCUGACGACUUUCAUCGAGGGCUACUUCCUGAAGAACAUGGUGCUGCUCGUUGAACUGGACGGCUUCAAGCAGCUGCUGUACGAGCCCCCCGCCCCCGAGAGCCCCGCCUCUAGCCCCGGCAUCUGCUCCGACAUCCUGCUGGACCUGGAGAAGACCCUGGCCGCCCGCAUCCACUCCAUCCACCUCUCCACCUCCAAGGGCUCCGUGGUGUGAAGCCCUUCAACCAGGCGCAGCGUCCAUGUAACACCGCCUCCAACAUCCAGCCACAGCUGUCCCGCCCCCACUGCUCAGGGGGGGGGCUGUCGGAGGUUUUUAUGUCAGGGAUUCCCUUUAAUUCUGCCUGUUGCAGCCCCCCCCCCCCCAUUAAGGGAUAAAGAUGACAAAAUCAAAUAGAGAACUUUCUCUUCCUCGUCAAAAUGGCACUGAUCACCUCACAGUACGAGAACUGUCAAAUACUGACUCCACUCAGCAGUAUCACUUAGACCUAAUCAUGAUUAUGAAAUUCAUAUAGGAUACAUGCAUGAAUUAAUUCUGUACACCUUUUUUUGCUUAAAAAGGUUCUAGAAGUAGGAUUUUGACUCAAUAAAAGCAGCUUUCUCAUCAUCUCUAAUAUGAGACUUUAGGUUUACAAACAUCAUCUUAUGGAAGUGGAUGCCAUCGCAGUAUAGUUUGACACAUGCCAAAAUAUAUUCCUACCAUACAACCAAUAAAAGUGACUCGUAGCAAUGCCAGCAGACGGACUUUAGGUGGACUUAUUUACAUUUCUGUCACUUCUAUAAGUUUCACUGUGUUAUAUCUACUGUGUGCAGAGGCCAAACUGAUCACAGGAACUUCCACACCUGAAGUUUCACCGCUCAGUGGAAUCUAUGCUGACGUAUGCUGGAAACACGGAUGUCCAACUGGGAAAUUAACUUGUGAUAACUCCACUAACACUGUUCUUUGCAUGACACCUCCUCAACUGAGCUGCCCUGAUAUUGCUUUUUAUGCAGAGCGUUCUUCACGGACUACUUUCGCAGAGGGGAGAAGGGGAAACGCUGCUUAUUAACUUUCUACCCACUGCAAAUCUGACUGAGCUGAGAUGGAUUUGGAUUGGCAGGGACUUUAUUCAAAGCAAAGUGUAAAUACGUCCUUAAAGUCAUCGUGCUGGUCGUUCUUUUUUGUAAACUGAUGUACAGUAUACUCCCACACCCGUUUGGCUGAUGACACCAGUCUCACUGAAUGUUCUCCUGAACAGUUUGUAUGUGUCUGUUUAUGCAAACGUUGCAUGUUUAAUCUUGUUUGUUUGAAUCCUCCGUUUCGCUUUAGGUGUGCUUUCCGUGUAGAUGGGUAGGCUGAGCAGCGUGUGGAUUGUUCCGGAAAACGACCAGUCAAAAAGGCCAUCAAUUACUUUGUUUUUUCUGAUGAAUUCCAUAAGAUCAGGGUAGGUCACUCAGAUGAAUUUUAAAGUCACGGCUUUACCUCAAUAACAUCAAGGAUAGGUUGAAUUCCAUCACAGUGAAUUUAUUAGAGAUACAGUUAUGUGACUCAUAUGUGUAGUGCAUCCCUUCCAUUUGCUUUAACGCACCCUUUCAAAUUGUACCUAAAAUGUUCUGGAAACACUCUAUAUGUCUUAAACCAUUGACCUUCAUUUGUCAUCAAAUUCACAAUUUAAGACAACACAUCUUUAUAUUCAAACUAAAAAUAAAGGGCAAAAUGUCAAACACCUGAGACUAUUAACACAGCAAUAAUUAAUUAAAGAAAAAUACUUAAAAUGAGACAAUCAAUAAAUGUCCAAAUAGAGAUCUGAAAUGUACCAGUUCAAGUUUCAUACCCAGGUUUCAUUUGUAUUCUACUUGUUUUAACAAAUAAUGAUUGUCACAUUCAGAUGUCUAUAUAAAUUAUUAAUGUGACGGUUCGAGGCGUUUUGUUAUCUGUCUCAGGUGUGACCGUGUGAAGUCAGAGCCAGCAGCUUUAGUAUAAAGAUGUGUUUUUUAAUCAUGUGAAUCCUGGGAAACAUCUGCUCCCAAAAUAUUGUGUCUUUGAUCAACUCAGUGCAGAAAUUCAACAUUUUUUUCCACAUAAUUCUUUCUACACACCUAUCAACUACAUGUGGAUUAUAUAAUACUAAUCAAAUCUGAAAGGACCAAAAUGUUAAACUGGCCACAUUUCUUUUCAGCAGCAGCCUUUGUUGUUUUUAUUCUACAUUGAGCCCCGUCACUAAGAUACCAUCCAUCUGUAUUUAGGAGGAAUCUUGAACCCACAGUAUUUGAUUGAAUGUAACAAUGCAACAGAAGUUUAAUAUUUACAAAAAUGUGCAAUAUCUUUAGUCCAGCAGCAUACCAAAAAAAUGAAACAUCCUUUUGUUUCCGGUGUCUCCUGUGCCCUCAUAGUUUGUGAUGUUGUUCCUACAGGAAUCCGACUCUACCUUUGAACAGAUCUUAAAUCAUUGUAGCACACUCAAAAUGGAUAAAUUAUAUAUGUGUUUGGCCCAACCACAUUUGAACAGAAACAUAAAAGCAUAUAAGAGUUGGUUUAAAGUUCUAUAAAUAGUUACAGAAAGGGAAAUAUAGAUAUUAACCUACGGCUUUAUUUUCUUACCUACUUACAUAGCACUCUAUAUUUUAUUUUACAUUCCACAUCUAUUUUCUUUUACAAAAGUUAUAAAAGAUUAUAUAAAAAAGAUGCUUUGAAAUCAAGCAAAAUGUAUGUGAAACUGUACUACUCUGAGUAGUAUGGUGAAUAAUAUGCCACAGGAUAUUGAGCUACAGUAUAAAUGUGAAUUGAACGACACAUAGCAAAAACAAAUGAGUGACUGAAAAACCCUGAAUAUAAUAGUUGUCUUCACAUUUCUGUCCCAUUUAUUACAUUUGUUUAUGUAUUUCCAUCAUUUUAAAAGAAAUUGUAUAACUUACAGGGUGCCAGUUUGUUGAUUUAACACCGAAGCUGAAAUAAAUAACAUUAAGCUUUAUACCGAAUCAUCAAACAUUCCCACAUUUUAAGUGAAACGUUCUUUAAAGGGUAAAUGCAACUUAAAGAUGCAAGCCAUUUUGUCUCCACUGAGAUAAAAAGGUUCAUAAUGAUGUCAAGCACUUCUUGUGCAAGUGUUACUCUCACAAGUUCAGAAGCAUUAUAACAGUGAGCUAGUCUUAUUGUGAUAAACAGCAGCUGAAUAUGGCUUUAGAAUAAGAGAAUAAGCCAGAAUCUUUUUUUAUUUAGUCUUAAUGUGAUGCUAUUAAAAAGGCUAACGUUAGCUUGCCCCUGUGCUGCGAUUUGAUUAGAAACGGGGUCAAAGCCGUUAAAUGUGGGUUUGCAUGGCUGUUCUUGUUUUAAUGUUGUUGAGAAUGUGCUUUGUAAACCAGCUUUGUCAACACUCUCCUCUUAGUUUGUCUGAGCAUUUAUGUGCCUGCGUAUUUGUUCCUGGUAAUAAACAACACUUCUCCUAGACGCAGUGGAAACAUGCAUGGGAUAUUCACCAAAUUUCAAAUCAACGAGGGGGACGGGGGUUGAACUUUUUUGCUAUUCUUUUUUCCUUUGAUGAGAACAUGUAUAUUGUACAAAAUAUAUAUAUGAAAUAUAAAGUAUACAUGGUGUGAGAAGCAGGGAUGUGGUAGAGUAUAACAACACAGAGGAAUGUUACACUCAUGCUGCAGUUUCUGUUGUUCCAUGACAUGCUUUUGUGGACAGCUAAUAAAUGACCAGAGUUUAAA